AUGGCAAGCUUGAGCGACACUGUUCCGGACGAUCACUACAGGAUCACUUACGAAGAGGUGCAUGUCGUAAGUAUCACAGAGCACUGGCAGAUAUGACCGUCGAUGCUUUCGCAAGCAUUUGACGUUUGUUGGCACACGCCGGGUCGAUGGGCUGCUUGCUAACGCCAAGCUUCGCCAUUGGCGUUGUCCUUCGCGUGCUGCCGCAACCCCUAACCACAGCAUAUAUGCAAUGCAGCCCGCAAGAUCAAGCAGGACUUUGAUCCCGUGAGUUCUGAUCGCCCUUCUUUGUGGGUACUGUACGCUAAAGCUACAUGGGAUGCAUGCCAUGAACACCAGGACGUGAUUCUCGCCAUCGCAGGCGGCGGUCUCUUUCCUGCUCGCGUUCUUCGCACGUUUCUCAAGCGGCCAUCCCGAUUGGAUCCGACAAAGCUGCGAAACGUGCCCAUCAACGUUGUGUCUUUGGCGCUGUACGAAGAAAUCGCCAACUCAUCCGCCGGUGCUCUGGGACGAGAGGUGCUGAGGACGCAGUGGCUGGAUGCGAAGGCGAUCAGAGGACAAAAGGAGGGAGGCGCCGCAGAGGAAGGCAAGGGCGAAGGGCUGCUCGGGAAGCGCAUCCUGAUCGUGGUGAGUGUUUGCGAGCCACCGUGAGCUUGAGCUGCUCACUGCUAUGCGAUACUCAUAGAGCGCACCUUUCCUCGACAGGAUGAGGUGGAUGACAGCAGAACGACGCUGCAGUAUGCGUACAACGAGGUGAGUCGUAUGCCACGGUAGCUGGUGAAACCUGCGUGCUCGGCUGAACGAGCCCGCACACCUGUUGCAGCUGCUCAAGGAUGUUCGCAAAGAGAUCAAAAGCUUGUCACCUCAAGAGCGAGCCGCGCUCCCGCCUACGCGAUUUGGGAUUUUUGUGUACGUCGUGACCAUCAGGGUGGGCGCUUUGCAUCGCACUGACCGUGUCAUCGCCCUCGCUUCUCACACAGAGUGAACAACAAGCUACGACAGAAGCGUGGCGUACUGCCCAUCUAUCCUGAAGGCACUUCCACAGAGAAUGAACCGCUAGAUGACGCGCAGGAUGGAGACAAAGUUGGCAAAGGGUGCUUCUACUGGGCUGCAGAGACCACCGGAGAUGUGUGGAUCGACUACCCUUGGGAACAAGAGUGAGUUCUGGCUUGAACCGUCACAAAGGACUCUAAUGAUUGUUGGGACGCAUGAGCAUGCUGAUGACCAAGAUCACAUUUGUUGGCCCCCCGACGCAGCGACAUUAUAGAGCAUAAUAGGUUGGCGGCUGUAGCCAAGAAGCUGGGAAUAAACCAGCCAGUCGGGGUGCUCGAGGCAGCUGCUUCUGCGUCGGCGUAA
This is a messenger RNA of Ceraceosorus bombacis, 1353 nucleotides long. The record is from the annotation of a GenBank genome assembly. NCBI's taxonomy places the organism in Eukaryota, Fungi, Basidiomycota, Exobasidiomycetes, Ceraceosorales, Ceraceosoraceae.